AUGGCCACUGCAAUGUUAUGCCGGCGGGCCCUGGCCCAAAGGUGUGUUCCUCUAGCAUUGGGAGCCUCGCUCGGCAUUGGCCAUUUCGCAUACCGGAGUAAGAUGCAGCCCUACAGAUUGGAUGCGCUUUCCAGCAGCUCGGCAUCAACUUGGUCCCCAACGACUGGCGGAGUACUUGAAAUUGAAGAAGAGGAUGGCUUCAUCAAUUCGGACGUCCUACGGCAGGUGUCCGGCGGUAGCGUGACAGGUGUGUUAAUCUCAUUGCAAAAGAACCUAUGUGACCAUUGUCGCAUUCAAGGGAGACGACAUAGUAACAAUAUUCACUCGAGUGUUUUCUCGCGCACCCUCGUCUUGCUCAUGGGCCUCACGAUAGUUGCCUUCUCAGUGGCGGCCAAGUACGGUAUAGACUUGGUGCAUCAGUUCCGCCUUAAGGAAAGAGCACAGUCGUCGCGGGUUCUGUCCGCCCUCCGCAGCAACACCCCUUUCAAGCUGUCGUUCGGUGUUACAUUUGCUUUAUCUGCAUUUGCGCACUUUUGA
Messenger RNA from Pyricularia grisea, 537 nucleotides. RefSeq lists its product as uncharacterized. NCBI's taxonomy places the organism in Eukaryota, Fungi, Ascomycota, Sordariomycetes, Magnaporthales, Pyriculariaceae. The coding region runs from base 1 to 537 and encodes 178 amino acids. The transcript has 3 exons. The record is from RefSeq and is a predicted model, not a curated record.